AUGUCCACCGCCAUUGAUGAACUGCAGGCAAUCAUUGCCGAGCUGAAAACAGAGCUUGAAGAGCAAAAGACUUCAACGCGCAUUGCACGCGAACGCAUCGAGCGUAUGUCCGCCGAAGUUGUUGACUCCAAUCCCUACAGCCGUCUCAUGGCGCUGCAGCGCAUGAACAUUGUCAAAGACUAUGAGCGCAUACGUGAUAAGGCGGUGGCGAUUGUGGGCGUCGGAGGCGUGGGCAGCGUGACAGCCGAUAUGUUGACACGCUGUGGCAUUGGCAAGCUAAUUCUCUUCGACUACGACAAGGUGGAACUGGCCAAUAUGAAUCGACUGUUCUUCACGCCCGACCAGGCCGGCCUGUCCAAGGUGGAGGCAGCAGCGCGCACACUGAGCUUCAUCAAUCCAGACGUUGUCAUUGAGACGCACAACUAUAAUAUUACCACUGUCGAAAACUUUGAUAAGUUCCUGACCACAAUCUCAGAGUCCGGGCUCCAGAAGGGCCAGCCUGUCGAUCUGGUGCUCAGUUGCGUCGACAACUUUGAGGCUCGCAUGGCCAUCAAUGCUGCCUGCAAUGAGAACAAUUUGAAUUGGUUUGAGUCUGGAGUAUCGGAAAAUGCCGUCUCCGGGCACAUACAGUUCAUACGUCCCGGCGAAACAGCCUGUUUUGCGUGCGCCCCUCCAUUGGUGGUCGCCGAGAACAUUGAUGAGCGUACCCUGAAGCGCGAGGGCGUCUGUGCCGCCUCGCUGCCCACAACGAUGGGCAUUACGGCGGGAUUGCUGGUCCAGAAUGCGCUCAAAUAUUUGCUCAAUUUCGGCGAGGUCUCCGAUUACUUGGGCUACAAUGCCCUGAACGACUUCUUUCCCAAGAUGACGCUAAAGCCAAACGCUGAGUGCGACGAUCGGUACUGUUUGCAGCGCCAGAAGGAGUUCCAGGCACGUCCUCAGCCAAAGGAGCAGCAGAUAGAUGAGGUGGUGUCCAAUGAACCGUUGCACGCCAGCAACGAUUGGGGCAUUGAGCUUGUGGCCGAGGAUGCGCCAGUGGAACAACAGACCACAAACACAACAAAUGUAGCGUCCGGUUUGCGGUUGGCUUACGAAGCGCCCGACAAAGUGGACGUCAACCAGUCGGAAAGUGCAGCUGUUGUGAACGCGGGUCUGCCAGAGACGAGCUUGGACGAUUUAAUGGCGCAAAUGAAGUCGAUGUAACAAAACUAAUUCCAUACUCUGUUAUUUAUAAAUAUAUACAUAUAUUUACACUUUUUUUUACAACAACCGACGAAAUUUAAAGCUUGAAAAAUAAAAAUUCGAAACGAA
Molecule: messenger RNA, 1308 nt
Organism: Drosophila mojavensis
Lineage: Eukaryota; Metazoa; Arthropoda; Insecta; Diptera; Drosophilidae
Gene: Uba5
Product: ubiquitin-like modifier-activating enzyme 5
Exons: 2
Coding region: 1-1200 (399 amino acids)
Biological process (GO): protein ufmylation
Cellular component (GO): cytosol; cytoplasm
Molecular function (GO): UFM1 activating enzyme activity
Source: RefSeq, a predicted model, not a curated record